This is a messenger RNA of Quercus lobata, 1805 nucleotides long. RefSeq names its product purin 7 (gene PUR7). Gene Ontology annotation, molecular function: phosphoribosylaminoimidazolesuccinocarboxamide synthase activity. Gene Ontology annotation, cellular component: cytoplasm; chloroplast stroma. NCBI's taxonomy places the organism in Eukaryota, Viridiplantae, Streptophyta, Magnoliopsida, Fagales, Fagaceae. The transcript has 10 exons. The record is from RefSeq and is a predicted model, not a curated record. The coding region runs from base 257 to 1315 and encodes 352 amino acids. Gene Ontology annotation, biological process: 'de novo' IMP biosynthetic process.
UCAGGAAAAAAAAGAAAAGAAAAGAAGAAAAAAGAUAGAGAGAGAGAGAGAGAGAGAGAGAGAGAGACCGAGAGACAGAGACCGCCAGGCUCGCCACUGAUCACUGACCCACUUUGCGACGAAGAGGAACUCCAGUGUGAAGGACACGGUGGCCGGAAGCGAAAACUUCCAUCAGCGACGGCGACGGAGGCGGUUGUCCUGAUCUGAUUGUCGCUCUUGAAAGGUAACAAACACUGAAGGAGGAGAGAAAAAAAAAAUGUCUCAGUGUAUGUCUAGCUUAAACCCACCCAAAACCCUGAUCAACCCCAAAAUCUCAAUAAAGAAGCCAUCUUUCCCUUCAAUCUUUACCUUCAAAACAAGACCCAGAUUCCAAAAACUCACAACAAUCUCUGCCUCAGUGAUGCCAAGCCAAAACCAAGACCACCCACCACUCUCAUUGGACUCUCUCAUCAGUAGUAGUCGCAAAGAUGAGCUUUUUGGGUCAAUCAAAAGCUCCUUGUCUAAUUGUCUCUCUGAAACCAAUCUCCACCUCACUGUCCCUGGCCUCAAAUCCAAAACCAGAGGCAAGGUUAGAGAUAUUUAUGAUAGUGGGGACUAUCUUGUUCUUGUCACUACUGAUAGGCAAAGCGCUUUUGACAGAAUUCUUGCUUCCAUUCCCUUCAAGGGCCAGGUUCUGAACGAGACGAGUUUGUGGUGGUUUGACAAAACUCGACACAUAACUUCGAAUGCAGUUGUGUCUUCACCGGAUAAAAAUGUUACAAUUGCAAAGAAAUGUUCUGUUUUUCCUGUUGAAUUUGUUGCCAGCUUGGGUGGCUCAUGUGAUGCAUUUGUCUCACAGAUAGUUAAACGUGGACUGAUGACUCAAGCUGAUUAUGAUGAAGCAAGUAGGAAAGCAUUGAGCUUGUUUGAAUAUGGACAGCACAUUGCUUUGGAACAUGGCUUGAUACUGGUAGACACUAAAUAUGAAUUUGGAAAGGCAAAUGAUGGUUCAGUUGUUUUAAUUGAUGAGGUGCAUACUCCCGAUUCAAGCAGAUAUUGGAUUGCCAAUUCUUAUGAUGAACGCUUUCAGAAUGGUCUUGAACCUGAAAAUGUUGAUAAGGAGUUCCUGCGGUUGUGGUUCAAAGAUCAUUGCAAUCCAUAUGAAGAUGAGGUCCUCCCUGAUGCCCCUGCAGAUCUUGUUUGUGAACUUGCUUGGCGAUACAUUUUCUUGUACGAGACAAUAACAAAAUCAAAAUUCGAGAUGCCAUUGAUGGAGGAGCCAAUACAUGAUCGAAUUUCUCAAAAUGUUGCACGUUCGCUGGCCUCUUUACAGUAAUUUAGGCUUAAAAUAUUGCAUUGGUUCCAUUCCAUGUACGUCCUGUGGAAUAAUCAGGAGAAGAAAGCACAAUUUUUGUUCUUAUAAAAUGGUGGGAAUUUGGUCUUGGGAAACACUGUGAGUUGCUGAUAUUGCAUGCACAAUUUUUUUGUCAAGAAGGCAGCAUUUUCAGUCUCCCAAGGCUUUGUCAUCUGACUAUGAGGCGGGCACAACUAAGCCAAAUUAUCAGUUAACUGACUCACUAAUUGUUGUAAACUUCUUUUAUAUGUUACUUUACAGUUUACAGGAAUGUUGCUUUUUGCUAUAUUCAAUAAUAGAAUAGGAGAUCUUUUUUGUCCUCUUUGCAAUUUAGUUCUGACCCACAGGAAGUAAUUGUGUUCGGUAAUUGGUGUAUUUUUGUGCUUUUGUUUUGUGGUGUGAUAUUGGGGUGAGGGAUUGGAUGCAUCUUUUCGAUUUUUUAGUAUGUUCAAUUCCAUGGCAACAUUUGUGA